Oppiella nova is the source of this 4750-nucleotide messenger RNA. The record is from the annotation of a GenBank genome assembly. NCBI's taxonomy places the organism in Eukaryota, Metazoa, Arthropoda, Arachnida, Sarcoptiformes, Oppiidae.
GAGCAUUCGGUGCGAAGGAUAUCAGUGGUACAGCCGACCCAUCAUCACCACCACCACAGCCACACCACUACCCACUCGCCGCCAAUAUUCACCACUAAGUCAAGCCCACAGCUGACGGGCCCGGCGACCGCCGCUCUGCCAAUCAUAUCGUCGUCGCAUAUAUCGUCGGUCAUACAGCCGGUGCUGCACUCGGGCGCCACCGUCAUUGAGAACAACUACCGGUUCCCGAGUCACCAGUCGAUACCCAUUUGUUACGAUAAUGCGAGCGGCGGUCGAUCGCACACUCAGAUGACGACCACAACGCAACCGGUGCUUAACACGUAUGGUACAGAUCUAGUCAACGCCGGCGCCCGUACGCCCAUCGAGAUGCUGCCCGCGUAUAUGCCACACCUCCAGCGCCCACAGGCGACCAUCACAUUCAAGGGACCCAUCGUUUUUCCGGUGCUUAAGGACCAGUUGGCCAACGGAACCAAUAUUGAGUUCACAGUAGACGACGAGUACUAUAAUUCCAGCGACAGUUCCUUCCCAUCGCCUGAGCGCAAGACCAGCGCCACCACAACCGAUAAGUACAGACAAGUGGCGUCUCAGCCGGCGCUCGACACCAAUGACUCGGAUGCGAGUAAUGAAACCGAGGAUGCGAUUGACGAAGAGAUGGAAGUUCUCGAUAAGGAUAAGGAGAACGACAAAGAAGUGAUACGAGUCUUGUCUCCAGUCAACGGGUUAGUCGUGCCUAAGACUACCGGUGCGAUUAGACCGACAACGCUGUCGCUGCGCUCGAAUAACGGCUCAAAUCUGGUCAGCUCUAUACUGGUGUCGCCCGACACUCCCCGAUCCAACAAGACCUGUGUGGAGACCUAUAUGAGUGGACACGCCUACAGUCGCAUUGGGCACAAAGUGAAGCCCCGGCCCGUCUACUGCACGAUAUACAAGACUCAGCCCAUGUUUGUCCAGCAAGAGACUGAUCCCCACCUUUCCAUGUACUCCAAUUGGACGACCAGUCCGUUGACCACCGACGACGUGAUGAAUUUGGCGACCCCUCCAGUGGUGCUCGGCUUAUACGACUCGCGCGACAAACAUCGGGUCGACUCAAUGGUGAUGACCUCCCCCUCCAAGACUGAACUCAAUUCAACGCAUUCGAGUUACUGGAGGUUCAGGAGGUCUGACGACGAGAAGGAGAACCUGAAGGACGUGAUCGCGAGGCUCAGGGAAGACGUCGGCGAGAGUGCCGAACAGGUCUACAGGAAGUUGAGCGAAGAAGUGAGCGCUUCGUCGGCCUAUUCGGGCGACACUGACUCGGAUGGCGGCGCUAACGGUGAUGCGGGCCCUCCCAAAAGGGUUCGCAUCUUUGAAGGCGGUUUCAAAUCCAAUGAGGACUACACGUACGUGAGGGGUAGGGGUCGUGGAAAGUAUGUGUGCGAAGAGUGUGGCAUUCGCUGCAAGAAACCAUCGAUGCUGAAGAAGCACAUCCGCACGCAUACCGAUCUCAGGCCUUAUAGUUGCCGUCACUGCGCCUUCGCCUUCAAAACCAAAGGCAAUCUCACGAAACACAUGAAAUCGAAAGCCCAUCACAAGAAGUGCGUGGAGAUGGGUAUCAUACCGGUGCCCAUCACGAUCGAUGAGUCCCAGAUCGACACCGACGCGCUCGCCAAGCAAGAGAUGCUGGAGAUCUCGUGCGGCAAUUUGCCCGAAGACGAGGACGAGGAUGAAGAUGAGGGCGAAUGGGAUGAGGACGAGGAGGAAGAGGAUGACGAGGGAGUUCCCAUACCGUUGAUUGAGUUGCAACGCAUGGCACCCCUUCCGGUAGUUCCCGGACAGUUCGACGACGCGGACAUGGAGGGCAGGACCAGAACGGUGUCCGAGUCGGGCUCUAACGCCACGGAAGCCGAGGAACAGGAGGCGGCCCGCAGUCUACUAAUACUGUCGGGCUCGGGCUCUGAGUCCGAUUUGACGACAACAACCGCUCGCAAGACGUCGAACGCCAUCCACGAAGACAUCCCUAACUCUCCCGAAAAGCGAAAGGUUUCGGUAAUCGACAGACGAGUCUCGCAACAGAUGUUUGAAGAGAAACAGAGACGAGUGUCUCAACAGAUCCUCGAAGCCGAACAACAGAGGCGUAUAUCACAGCAUCAGAUGUCACCCAUUGCUGUGAAACCAGUGUCGGAACCGGUGGCCGACUUUCACAUGUCAUCCAUUAUGAAGCCACCGACGGAACCAAUGAUGAUGUCGUCGCCGAGAAAGUUGUCGACCGAACCGCCGAUGAUGUCGUCGCCGCGCAAACUGUCGCCCAUAGAGCAGCUGCAGCAACAGGUCCAUCAGCACCAGCAACACCUGCUGCAGACCACGUGGACACCGAACUGCGACCAACUGUCGAGACCCCGUUCCUACUCAUUCAACGACGUGCCACUCGUGCCCUCCAAUCACAGCCACAACAACGUGUUUAAUACGACCACGUCUUCGCACAUACCUCUCGAGCCCAUCGAACCAAUCAGUGAAGAGAGCAGUGGUGAAGGGGAGGACUCUAUGGACUCGUUUGCACUCCGGAGGUAUUCCAUGUCAGUGAUCGCCGAACGACGCUUUGAUUCGCAGCCGCGGAAGACGUCGAGUCAGUUCCCGGCCAUUCAGGAGCGCGAAGAGCCAAUGGAUCUCUCAUUGAGUACAAAACCCAACGAACCGGUGAUCGAGGGAAUCGUUUUGCCGCAAAUGACAUCACCGAACGCCGUUCCCAACGGACUGGCCGCCGGACUCCGACACGGAGAGUUCAUUCCGAAGGCACCGCAACGGGUGAUCGUGGACUCAGUGGACGGCAAAUCGAUUUGUUCCAUCUGUUCCAAGCAGUUCUCCAAACCAUCGCAACUCCGACUCCACGAAAACAUCCAUUACUUUGAGCGCCCGUUUAAGUGCGACUCCUGUGCCUUCUCCAAACCAUCGCAACUCCGACUCCACGAAAACAUCCAUUACUUUGAGCGCCCGUUUAAGUGCGACUCCUGUGCCGUCAGUUUCCGGACCAAAGGCCACCUCCAGAAACACAAGCGAUCCGUCUCUCACUUCAACAAAGUGACCAUCAACUCGACCUUCGGCACGCCCACCACCGACAACCCCCGGCCCUUCAAGUGCGCCGACUGUAAGAUAGCCUUCAGAAUCCACGGCCACUUAGCCAAACACCUGCGCUCCAAAAUGCAUAUCAUGAAACUGGAGUGUCUGGGUAAGUUGCCAUUCGGUAUGUACGCCGAGAUGGAGAGGUCAGGGGUGAACCUGAACGAGAUCGACACCACCGACUGCGAGAACUCACUGCAAAGCCUGCAAAUGAUGGCUCAGCGCCUGUACGACCCGAGACAGAUGAGGUGGGCGUCCGAACCAAUGCCCGAAUCAGACAAUCACUCCUUCGAUGACAACUCGCAAGUGAAGAACGAACCAAAUGAAGGCUUUUACCACUCGUUAGAUCAGAGGGAAAGACAGCCACCGGUGCUCGUCAACAGUCAACCAUCGCUACCACCACCGCCACCAUUACUCACCACCAGUCCUCGUAUUCCGUCACAACUGUCGCCCAUCACUAGACCCUCAUCACCACCAGCCGUUCCCAAAUCGCCACCCGUUCCACAACAACAACCACAACCUCCAGUUCCUCCGCCAGCAGCGGCGGUCGCACCGCAACCUCAGUCAGGAUUCACGUCCACCCGAUCCAACACUUGCCAUCUGUGCGGACAGACAUUCAAAGGGGCGAAGUUCCUUCAGGUGCACCUGUAUUGCGAUCACCCAUCGGAAAGCCCGUCGCCUCAGGUCGAGGAAAGGCAUGACUAUGAGUGCGAUUACUGUCAUAAGGGCUUCGAUGACGUAGUCAUAUAUCACGAGCACCAGUUGACCCAUACGGCCGCCCGACCCCACGUAUGCGACACCUGCGACGCCGGGUUCACCUCAUCAUUACUGCUGGGCUCCCAUAUGCAGACCCAUCACCCGUUAGCGCAACAAAUGGCAUGAAUGGCAUCACUUGUAUUCGUGUCACUUAUCGCACCAUUUCUUGUUAUUUUGCCUUCAGUUUGCUCUUUGAUAUGUAAUUCGCCUCAAAAAUGUGUUUAAAAACGCUUUUCCUAAUCAAUUGUUAUUCUGUUUUUUCCAAUCGAAACGCCAAUAAACGCCUUUCCAUUGGUUUCCAAGUCUAGACGCGAAAAGACUUUUUCACUUUUAGACCUUAGACUCUGAACUCUUGGAGUUUUUUAUGCGUUAAUCAUAUUUAUUGCAAGAAUUUCACUACUUUUAUAUGAUUUUUAUCACCAAAAGCUGAUUUGUAUGAAUGCAGUAAAACCUCUGCAAAACUUAACCUUUGAUUUCAUAUUCAAUGACUAAUUGAAGGAAUUAUUUGUUUGUUUCGAUUUCGAAAUAUUUUUAUUGUCUUUUACUCGAUAUUUUUGGUUUCAAACAAAUUUGUUAUUGAAAUGAAGGAUAAAAUAGAUUUUUGUUUUAUGUUGUUAUUUAGUCACUAUUUUUUGGUCACUUUAUUUUCGUAGCCAUACAUUAUGCGAGUCUUCCCCUCAAAGUCUGUUAUCAAACCACACAUUCAUAUAUAAACUCUUUGCUAAACCAGAAAACAAUUGAUUCAUAAAAUAAUUAUUAAAAAGCAAUUGUUUAUAAACUCUAAUAAUAAUAAGAUAUCAUUUCCAUACAUACAAAACACACUCAUUUUGACAUAUCAUUGCAAUCGACAUAACAUUUUGUGAAAAUAUAAGACAAAUAUAUGAAUAACUUAUAAAUGAUU